Diatraea saccharalis (sugarcane borer) is the source of this 915-nucleotide messenger RNA. The record is from the annotation of a GenBank genome assembly. Lineage: Eukaryota; Metazoa; Arthropoda; Insecta; Lepidoptera; Crambidae.
AUGAAAACAAUAAAACGCCUCGACAUACAUAAAAGUUCUGGUCCUGACAAUAUUCCGCCAUUAUUUGUGAAACGUUGUGAUUGUGCUCUCACAAUACUUCUAAUGAUGUUAUUCAAUAACUCUUUGAGCAAAGGCGUAUUUCCAGUUGUGUGGAAGAGAGCAAGGAUAGUACCUAUUCACAAGAAAGGUGUAAUUGCCGAAUUAGAGGUGAGCGAAGACCAACGACAGACCAUUAAGAAUGCUAUCAGGGAGCAGUGCAAAAAGAACGGAGCUGAAAAUAAAGUGGAAGAAAUAGAGAAUGCUGGUAAGAACUUCGUGGAUUGCGUAAAAGGUCUUAUCGAUAUCGAAACAGUUAAACAGGAAAUAGAAGAAGCUAAACCUAAAGGAGCUCUCGAUGAAGUGUUUGGCAAAUAUUGUGCAAAAUCUCCACAAUUCAAAACAUGCAUCCACACAAUAGUUGACACAGUAGCGCCGUGCUUGGAAACUAAAAUCCAGGAACACGUUGAAACAAUCAAAAACGGCACCGAUCAACUAAUCGACUUUGUCUGUUUCAAGGAUGGCGACAGAAUCGCACUGUUCAUCGCUGAAGGUGGCCCAGAGUGCUUCCAGCAGAAGGCAAACGAUAUUAAAGCCUGUGGGGAGAAACUCAGAGAUAGUUUGCCUAACGUGGAGGCAGCGAAGAAGUUAAGCUUAACCGAGCGAUGUGGCAAAUUUGAUGAAUUGACGACGUGCAUCGUGAACGAGUUAGAGAAGUGCUCAAAUCCUACACCUGGAAAUAUGGCGGAGUCUUUGUUCCGGUUCGUGCGAAAUGGGACACCCUGCAAAACUGAGGCGCCGAAUCGCAGGGCUUUCAUCGACUCCCUCCAUAGGAAGUGCCCGAACCAAGUGGGGGCACUUACCCCAAUGAUAAUGUGA